AUGUCGGAUAGUGAAUUCGAUUCGGAAGUAGAUGAGGGUGACCUUUUGGCUCUUGAGGGGACGGUGGUGAUGCCGACAUGGAUAAAUGAUCAGGGAAGUCCACCCACCUUACCUUGCUUUCUUUUUUACUUAUGUCACACUGUGGACAGUGUUGAGUUUUCAGUGUGGGGUGGGGACUAUAUCUGUGUAAAUAGUUUUUCCUGGGGUAUGGAUGUUAUUGGACUGAUUGAGCCUGCUGCCUCCAAUGGUCACAGGUUCAUUUUGGUCGCCAUUGAUUACUUCACAAAGUGGGUUGAAGCUGCUUCCUACAAAGCCGUGACGAAGAAAGUUAUGGCCGAUUUUGUUCGAUAUAAUUUGAUUUGUUGUUUUGAAGUUCCUGAGUCUAUCAUCACAGACAACGGAGCAAAUAUGAAUAGUCACUUGAUGAAAGAGAUAUGUUAUCACACCACAAUCCGAACCUCAACUGAAGCAACUCAUUAUAUGUUGGUGUACAGAACAAAAGCAAUGAUACCAACGGAAGUUGAGAUACCAUUUUUGAGGAUUAUUCAGGAAGAUGGAUUGAGCGAUGCCGAAUGGUUGUAUCAACAGAGAAUGACUCGCGCUUUCAACAAGAAAGUAAGAGUUCGAACAUUUGAGGUAGGCCGAUUGGUGUUGAAAUGCAUUUUCCCUCAUCAAGAGGAAUAUAAAGGGAAAUUUGCACCUAACUGGCAAGGACGAUAUGUUGUCCACAAAGUAUUAUCAAGAGGAACUUUGGUUCUAGCAGAAAUGGACGGUAGAGUGUGGCGAAAAACUAUCAAUUCAUAUGCUGUCAAGAUAUACUACAUUUGA
Molecule: messenger RNA, 828 nt
Organism: Solanum stenotomum
Lineage: Eukaryota; Viridiplantae; Streptophyta; Magnoliopsida; Solanales; Solanaceae
Exons: 4
Coding region: 1-828 (275 amino acids)
Biological process (GO): DNA integration
Molecular function (GO): nucleic acid binding
Source: RefSeq, a predicted model, not a curated record